This is a messenger RNA of Zonotrichia leucophrys gambelii, 5389 nucleotides long. RefSeq names its product twist-related protein 2-like. NCBI's taxonomy places the organism in Eukaryota, Metazoa, Chordata, Aves, Passeriformes, Passerellidae. Bases 3668 to 4141 code for a protein of 157 amino acids. The transcript is spliced from 2 exons. Gene Ontology annotation, biological process: developmental process; regulation of transcription by RNA polymerase II. Gene Ontology annotation, molecular function: protein dimerization activity; RNA polymerase II transcription regulatory region sequence-specific DNA binding; DNA-binding transcription factor activity, RNA polymerase II-specific. The record is from RefSeq and is a predicted model, not a curated record.
UCCAUCCCUCCUCUCCACAUCCCCAUCCCACUCACGGGCUCUGCUGCUCUUGGAUAACAUCCCAAGGAAAACUGGGAUUUACUGCAGCUUCUCCAGGGUGUCUCCCUCUUGCCCUGGAUGGAACCCAGCUCUGGUUGCCCCUGUGAUAAAAAAAACCAAAUUUUCAUCCCAUUUUUGUUCCCUCCCAGUUCCCAACCCCAAAUUCCAGUCAGGUUUACCAUGAGCAGGAGCACAAGGGAUGAGUUUGGGUCUGCUCCAUGGGAAAGAUCUGGGAAGGGACCCCUGGGGCAAAUUCACCCCCUGCCCUCCCAACACCGCCUUUCCCGGAUUUUUCCAGAGGGUUUUUCCCUCCGGGAUGGAACAGAACCCCCCACAAAUGUUUGUCUGGUUGCUAAGGGCACUCCUGGACUCCUCUUUCCCACAAAUUCUUGAGCGGGUGCUGAUUCCCACAAAUUCCUGAGCUGCUGCUCCACCGGAGGAUCCUGUGGCUCUGCGUGGGGCAGGUCGAGGUCGGGAUGGAUUUUUUGGGUUUUUUUCUGGAUCUGCCCCAGCUCCCUGCACGCAAACCACACAGAUUUCCCCAAAUCCAAUUCCUAUUAAAGCUAACCAGGUUCAGUGCACCGGGGGAGGAAAAAAUAUCAAAUUUUCUGGCUCUGUUAGGAUUUUUAUUGGGAUUUUUAUUGGGAUUGGGAAUCCUGUGCAGGAGAGUGGGGGGAUAAAGGGCAUGGAUGCUCCUCUGGAUGCCUGGAAUUGGAGUCAGAGCUGCCAGAGGUGCCCAGGAGUUGGAUGCUGGAGGAUCCCGGCCUGGCUUUGGAUGUUCCUGGGGGUUUUGAUUCGCUCCCAAGGUGCAGGACAGCAGCUCCCGCUCCCUCCUUCCCGUUCCUUUCCUGGCCUGCAGAGUCCCCUUGCUCCCAUUUCCUGGGAAUCCUUGUUUGUCCCCUCCUGUCCCCGUCCCCAGCCCAUGGGGACCCCUCCUGGGGUGACAAAGCAGGAGGAGAGACCUGGAAAUGGGAGAAGCUCGUGGGGACCUUUUCUCCUCAUCAGGAUUCUGAGGGAUCCACACCAGAUCCGGGCCGGAUCCGGGGUCGGUGCCGACCCAAGGGCAGCUCUGGGGGCAAGGAAGGGCUUGGAGGGGCUGAUCCCAACAUUCCCAACAUUCCCAACAUUCCCAGCUCCGUGCUGGGAGAGCUCAGGACAGUUCCUGGCCGCUUUGAUGGCCAGAUGGGAGCAGAUGGCGGAGAAAAGGGGGGAAGAAACUUUCACGUGUCGGAAUUAAGUGGAACAGGAUGGGCCCAGCCCGGGGAUCGGGGGCAGCUCCUGUGGCUCAUCCCGACCCCAUCCCACAGGAAAACUCUGGGAUCACUCCCAGGAACCCCCUGCACCCCCCGGGACCCCCCAGGACCCCCUGACCCCCUGUUCCUCCUCCAGCCCCGCGUUCUGACAGAUCCCAGCGCGUUCCAGCAGCGUGAGGUCACCGCGCCGGGGAAAGGAUCGCGGGGCCAUCCAUCAGCCGGGAUCAAAGCCCCGCGGGUUCCCCUUCCCAGCGCCAUCCCAGCGCCCCAAAUUCCCCGCGGUUGCCGCAGCAACCACACGGGCGGGAGGGAUGCUCGGCGGUUUUGGCCGCCCCGCAGCUGUUUCCACUCCGGGGCCGCCGUAACUGGAAAAACCUGCGGGUCUCAAGGCGCUUCCCAGCCUCCAGGGGCAGCGGCUCUUCCCGGCUCCCUUUCAUCUUUCCCAUUUAUCAGCCUUAUCCUCUUUUUUUUGGUUGGUUUUUUUUUUUUUCUUCCUUCACGCGGGAUGAAACGGGGAUUAUUUUUGUCCUCUGGAACAAAGAAAAGGAGCUUGGAAAGAAAAUCUCCAAACAAAGCAAAACAAAACCCUCUGAGAGCACCAAACGCUUCCGCAGCACUGCCAAGGCCACCCUCACCAUGUCCCCAAGUGCCACCUCUCCUCUGAAACCCCCCAGGGAUGGGCACCCCACCCCUGUCCUGCCCAGGAGGAAUUUUCCCAAUGUCCAACCUAAACCCUUGGUGGCACCACUCGAGGCUGUUUCCUGCUGUCCUGUCCCUUGUCCCCUGGGAGGAGAUUCCCCUAAAAACCCCCCAAAAUCCUCUUGGGAGGAGAUUCCCCCAAAAACCUCCCAAAGUCCCCCUAGGAGGUGAUGGAUGUGAGGGGUAGGGGGAAAACCAACAGGGGACGUGUCCAGAGGGGCCAGGAAUUGGUGGGAAUCGGGAAUUCAAAUCUGCCAUCCGGUGACUUCUCCCUGAGUCAAGUGAGCUGGGCUUGGCUCAGUUGUUUUUCUUUCUUUAAGGCUUGAAAUUUUCCCCGAUGUGUCAAAAGCAGCAGCAGAAAAACCCCCAGCGAGCUGGAGGAGUUAUUGAAACCACUUUGGUGCCUCGUGACCUUUCCAUGAGGAGUUUGGAUGAAUAUCCUCCCAAAAAAAAAAACACUCACUGAAAGAACAAAUUGAAAUGUUUGAGGGAAAAGCCACAACCCCUCCAAAUGUGGGGACAAAAGCCCCUUGGGGUGUGGGGCUGCUCCUUCCUGCACUUCAAAGCUCAUUGUGUUCCUCCGGGAUCCCAGCCCCAAUCCCAAACCUCCCCUCCCCCGGCCAGAACCCUUCUCCUGGUGAAAUUCAAUUCAAUUUUAUUUUCUUUUAAAAGGAAAACAAUAAAAAAAAAAAAAAAAAAAAAGAAGAAUUAAUUAAGGAAUAAAGGCCAGGCACAGGCCGAGCCUCAGCUGGAGCUGGUGGCAGCUCCCCAGCCCUCGGCAGCGCUGCUGGGGCAGAGGGCUCCAGAUCCAGCCCCAAUCCCAUCCUGGGGGAUUCCCAGAGAGGUCCUGCCCUUCCCCUUCUUCCUCCUGCUCCCCUUCCUCUUCCAUUUCCUCUUCAUUUUCCCCUUCCUCUUCCACCCAGGAGCCGCUGGUUACUCAACAGGAAUUUGGUGAUGGAUCAGUGUGAUGAGGGAGAUGAGAGCGAUGGAUGGAUGGAUGGAUGGAUGGAUGGAUGGAUGGAUGGAUGGAUGGAUGGAUGGACGAAGGAAUGGCCUGGUGGAUGGACAAAUGGACACAAACUCAAGCUCAUUUUGACCAAAGCCUUUCCUCAAGAGCCCUACGGAUGCCGAUCUCCCUUUGGUUGCUUCUUCCUUUGGAUUUUGGGAGUUCCUGACCCGCUCAUUGCAGCCCCUGUGGCUCCACAUCCCCACCUGGCUCCCUCACAGGUGAAAGUCUCCUCUUCCACCCCAAACAAGGGGAUAUUUCUUUGCGGGGUCAACUGGGUUGAAAAAUCAAUUUAAAACUCCCCCAAAGCCACCGCCGAGCUCCAUGGCUGGGGCUCCCUUGGCACCGAGAGCGUCCCUGACAUCCGGGCGGCAGCCGGAGCAUCUGUGCCGGAGGGCUCGGGGUGGCGGUGGGGAGGGAGAGAGGAAAUCUGGAACCCAUAAGCUCCAGAGCCGCUGGCGUUCCCCUGCAUUGGUCUGCGCCUGGUCCGCCCCCGCCGCGCUCGCCCUAUCAGCAGGAGCCGUUCCCCAAGUCAUCCCAGAGCCCUCCUCUCCUGGCCCAAAGGAAAAGCCAAGGAGCUCCUUGGAGGGCUCUGCGGGGCUUGGGGCGCCCGGGGAGCCCCAGGGCGGACGCUCCGGGCCUCGCCUCGGGAGCCCGGGCAGCCGAGGAGAUGAAGGAGGAAAACCUUUCCCCGGAGUCCCCCGAGGGCAGCGCGGCCACCAGCGAGGACGAGGCCGAGCGGCUGCCCAGGAAGAGCGGCCGCAAGCGCGGGCAGGGCCCCGGCGGAGCCCCCGAGGCCCAGGGCAAGCGCAGCCGCCGCAGCCCGGCCCCGCAGCCCCCCGAGGACGCCCACGCCCAGCGCGUCAUCGCCAACGUGCGGGAGCGCCAGCGCACCCAGUCCCUCAACGACGCCUUCGCCGAGCUGCGCAAGAUCAUCCCCACGCUGCCCUCGGACAAGCUCAGCAAGAUCCAGACGCUCAAGUUGGCCGCUCGCUACAUCGACUUCCUGUGCCAGGUGCUGCAGAGCGACGAGCUGGACCACAAGGUCGCCACCAGCUGCAACUUCCUGGCCCACGAGAGGCUCAGCUACGCCUUCUCCGUGUGGAGGAUGGAGGGCGCCUGGUCCAUGUCGGCGUCGCACUGAGCCGGGUCUCCGCCUCGAUGGAAGCAGCUCCAGCACCCAAAACCCCACCAGAACCUCCCUGGAGAGAGGAGGGAAGGACCCCAAACCCCUGACAGCCCCAGGGACCCCAAAAACUUUAGGGAUGAGCCCGAGGGAGCCACAGCAGGAGCUGCUUUGGGUCGGUUCGGACGCUGCUGGAGGAACUCGGGGCUGUGAUUUAUUGUGGGCUCGCAGGUAAGGAACCAUCCCCAGAUCCCAAUUUCCUCCUGUGGGACUGCCAGAGAGCUGAGCCCUUCCCAGAGCAGGACAAUUCCUCCAGGAUGAGGGGAAGGGGAAGGGCUGGAGCCCCCCAAGGACCUCGGGGGUCCCCCCACUUUCAUCCCGCUCCGAAGGCUCCGCGCUGGGACGAUUCCAUGGAUUGUGUUCCCAUGGAUUGUGUUGUGUUCCCAUGGAUUGUGUUCUGUUCCCAUGGAUUGUGAGGAUCCAGGGGGAUUUGGGGGCUGCUGACCCCCCAGGCACCCCCAGCCACUCCUGCCCCACGGAUUGGCCUCACCAAUGCCCCAAUUCCUGGAUUGGAACCUCCCAAUUCCUCAGGAUUUAUCAGGAAUUGAGGUUGGAGACAGAGCUGUUGGGAAUUUUUGGAUUUUGGGGCCAUUUGGGAACUCUGAGUGGAUUUGGGCUCUUUUGGGGGUGUGGGGAAAGGACAGUGGAGGUCUUGGCGUGCCCAAAUCGACCCCAAUAAAGCCCAGGGGGAAUUUCCAGGGUUCAAUUCUUGUUUUUCCUAGGGAAUGGUGCUGCCAGGUCCGCCCUGCACCUCCCUCGGCUGGGCUGCUUUUGUUGGAAUAAAGAAAAAAAAAUCAGGUUUUUUUUGCCUGUUAUGGCAGAAAAAGAGGGGGAAAUUCCCUUCCAGGGAGGCUGCAACAGGCCUGAGCCCCCAAAUAUUCCAUGGGAGAGGAAUUCCAGUUGUGAUCAGGUUUGGGGCGCACCAGAGAACCCACGGAGGAGCCACAGGAAGGCCCAGAGUGACUUUUCUACCCAAUUCCCAAUUUUCAUGUGCAGUGGGAUUGGAUUCCCUGCUCCGAGGAGUCGACUGCAGCCUUCAGAAAAAUCUGGAGGUGCUUUAAAAAAUCAGAGUUCUGUUAAAAACAGGGCUGUGGUGGCUUCGUUCGGGAAGGAUUUUACAGCUGAGAAACAAAAUCGGCUUUAGAACUUAAAAUCUUCCUUCAAAAAGUAAUAAAUUGUGCUUGAAAAAUAAAGGGCAAAAACCUA